Messenger RNA from Alligator mississippiensis (American alligator), 8353 nucleotides. Its product is annotated as myosin-14. The record is from RefSeq and is a predicted model, not a curated record. Gene Ontology annotation, molecular function: carbohydrate binding. Lineage: Eukaryota; Metazoa; Chordata; Crocodylia; Alligatoridae. Bases 89 to 1555 code for a protein of 488 amino acids. The transcript has 5 exons. Gene Ontology annotation, biological process: cell adhesion.
UGCGGUUGCCAGGCAGCUUUCUGGCAGCUGCGGCAGGAAAGUUUCCGCGGGGAGCAGAGCGGAGCGGGCGCUGUCCCGGCGCCUCGCCAUGACCCUCAAGCAGCGGAAGGCGGGCAGAGGGCGAGCGGAGGAGAGCCCGGGGCCGCCCGCGGGUCCCUGCCGGUCGGAGGGCAGCCUCAGCCUCAGCCCGCCGGGGGCGCCCGGGGCGGGCCGCGGCCGGGGCCGGCUGGUGCUGGGGCUGCUGCUGCUGGGGGCGGCGGCCAUGGGGCUGGCGCUGCUGGGCUGGCUGCUGGCGCACCAGCUGCGGAGCCUGCAGCACCUGGGCGCCGCCGUGCAGCGGCUGCGGGGCCGCCUGCAGGAGCUGGAGGCGCUGGAGGAGCGCGUGGAGGGGGCGAGGCAGCAGCUGUUGAACACAGAAGAGCUGGAGCAGCGACUGUCCUCUUUGGAGCUGGCUCAGAUGUUGUCCAAACAGAAGCUGGAGCGAGCCUUUGCUAUGGCUGAACGUAUCACGACCUCUGAUCCCAUCAGCAAGCUGUCAGCCUUUCAGGCCGAAGUAAAGCAGGCCAUCGGUGAACUGAGAGGAGAUCUCCCCUCCAGGGCUGACCUGGCUGCAGUACAGAGCCAGUUGAAGCAUCUGCAAGCAACAGAGCUGGAGGCACUGAAGCAGGGAAUGGACUGGGUUUGGUCCUCGGGCCCUGUGCUGGAGCAAAGUGUGGCAUCCCUGGGCAGCUCCCUCACCAGCAACCAGAGGAGAAUGGAAGAGAAUGCCCUCAGCCUGGAGGCCCUCCAGCAAAAAGCAGAGCACACCCAGGUGGCUGAGGAAAGGCUGGAAAAGGACAUUGAUUCCUUGUUUGCCAGGACCUCCGCCUUGGAGCACAGCUUCAACCGUAGUAUGGUGCUUACACAGAGUUUGCAGCUGCAGGUGGAGGAGAGCAGCAAGCAGUUGGCUGGGAUGAAGGAGACGGUGGCAAACCAGAGCGGGGCCAGCAACCCAGGGUCUCAGCAACUGGAGAACAUCUGGGCGCAGAUCCAGCAGCUGCAGGAAGAGAAGGCUGCCAUGCAGGAACGAGUGAGCAAUGCACUGCACAGCAUCACUGACCAGAGGAGAGAGCUGAAGGGCAGGACCUCCAAGCUGAAAGCAGCUCUUGAUACUCUUCAGGGCCAUGUGACACAAGUGGAGCUGGGCACAGCCAAUCUGAAUGCACAGCUGACUGCUGCUGUAGAGCAGCAGCUGCAGGGUCUGAAGCUUAGCAUGGACAAGCUGGAGAGCAGCCUGGGGACCAGAUUCCAGCAAUGUCUCUCCGGAGAAGUGCGGACCCACUGCGAGAUGGAGGACGGCUGUGGGUGGCCACACCUGCGUGAGGUCAGCUUUCCCCGCCGUGUUCUGACGCAGCCUGCAAUCAUGCUGGGGUUGGCAGGGCUGAGUGCUCAUGGCUCUGUGGGUGUCUCCGUGAAAGCCGUGGAUGUCACAGAUUCUGGCUUCAAAAUACACAUCACCAAUGUGGGCAACCACAGCCUGUCCAGUGUGAGGGUCUCCUGGAUUCUGUGCGCGUAGACCAAAACCUUUUGACGUGGCCUGUGGAGCAAGAAGUCAAUGCAUGGGGGUGCAGGCAACUGUAUGGAAGUGACUGUAGUUUUGCUUUGGUUUUUCCAUAACAUAGUUGUAAGGAGCCCUUCUGGGUAGGAUCCAAAUUAUAGCCCCUCUUAGGAGCUACCUGUUCUCCAAGAGUGGCAGGCAGCACAGCCCUAGACCUUGGUGAAGAUCGUACAAGUGCUAAUGGCAAAAGCUGAGGCUUAAACUUGCAAACAUAAGUCCUAAUAUAUGCUUAUCUGCAGGAGGUGUUUUGUGUGUGCAUUUACCCACUCUCCAUCUACAGGUGUAAGGACUGUUCAUGUAAAAGGUGCACACUGGUUAACUGGGGGGAAGCUGAGACCUGUGCCCAGCAAUUUAGUGAUGAAGCUCUUUCCUUUACAUUGUUUUUAUAUUCUCUAUAGCAAUGUUCCUGGAGUGUCUUGUUGCCACCUUAGGAUGCGACUCAGGGUUUGGUAUCUUUGUGCUUAAACUCAUUUGUGCAGUGACAGAGCUAACAGCUGGGUGGAGCCCAAAUACCAAAGGCUGACUCUUUCUACUGUUGCAGUGCCCUGGCUGAAUCCAUUUCUCCUGCUCAGCAGAGGGCACUCCUAGUCAGAGCUGUUGCCUUGUCAGCCCUGAGUCUCUCUGGAGAAGAGGUGGCUGGCCAUGCUAAGCUUUCUGAUGGUGUUUGUAAGUCGAUUUAAGAUCAUUGAUCCCCUUCUUUGUGCAGUGAAACAUGAAUGUAGACUAUGACAAAUGUCUCUCUUCUAAUUAUUGUGCAAUUUCCUUUUAGCCUCUGCAGAAAUAGAGUAUUAAACAAUUGCAAAAGGAGGCUAUGUCUUUUGGGCUGUAAAUAGCUUUUCCAGCCUCUUGAGCCAUUUGCAGCUACAUCUGUCUUUCAGGGAGAAGCAGGAGGGUAGCUGUCAUUGGAGCUCUUGGCUCUGUUAUUGGAGAAGAGCCUGCAAGGCAGGUUACAGCCUCCCUAUGAGAUACCUUGGAAGGACAGAAAGUGGUUCUUGAGUGCAAUGUUCCCUUUCACCCCAGUUUAAGGUUGGAAUGUCUUGUGGCAAUAACGGGAGUAAUCUCUACUAUCACAAGGUAACGUGUGGGCCUAAAGAAGUGGUAUCGGAGAAAAACCUGAGCAUUAGCCUGUUAACCUAUUUGUAGUACAUCCCUGCACUGAACAUUAGAAGUGGGGUAGCAGUUUCUCCUGGUUUGAAUGAAAACGGAGAGCCUUCCUCAAGGAUGACAGGUGAUCUGGGGCAAAAGGACUGGUCACUUCUAACUUGAUGCUAGGACUCUCUCUUUUGGGCUCUAGAGUAGAACUGCCUGCAUAAAUUGCCUUCAUUAUAUAUAUUAGACCAUUUAUAGUUGGGAGAGAUGUUAGAUGAGCUUUUGGACACGCACGCCCUUCAUCAGCUCUGGGAAAGAAGUAGAUACAAAGGGGAAUUCUAGGUAGAAGAAUUACUCUUGUUUAAUUCUAUCAUUCAGUGAAAUUGGUCACUUAAAAAAAGGUCACUUAAAAGCUGUGGAGAAAAAAAAGAAGUGGUUGGAAGGACCAGGAGGAGUUGGAGCUCUGAGUGGUGUGGUAUUUGACAGCCAAGGGUGGGUGGUCAGCCGGGUUAAUGCCCCGAGAUCAGCUUGAGCUGUGACAGCAGCUGCUUUGCAGACUCGAAGAGAAGCACUGACCCCUCAUAUAUCUAGCCCUCUGGAGUUGCCAGUGCAGAGAUACUGCCUGAGGACCUCGGUGAGGGGAGAAGGGUCAUGCAGAAUCAAGGCGGAAAGACCCCCUCCACCCCCCUUUUAGCUGUUUCCAUGUAGCUGAAGCAGUUCUAGGUUUUUCUGAUCUAGCAAGGAGCUCCUGCUUCAUGAUUUCUAUAGGCAGAGGACCUGCUGGUUGUGUCUUUUUUUCAGGAGUUGAUCCUGUGACUCAGUGGGAUAGACCUGGGGGUUUGUAGGCAGGUACUGGCACAGACCUAGCUGCUGCUUUGGGAAGGAGCAAGUGCUGAAUCGCAAAGUUCUUUGGAAGUGAAUUGGCACAAGCCAAAACUUCCUGGGGUGGAUCUCUGUUGGGAGGGAAGCAUUUGGCUUUGUUCCCAUCACAUGUUGCUCUAAACUGGUUUUCUGCUCGCACUGGGGAAAUGCUGUCCCUGAAAUGGCUGAGUGCUGCAGGUUGAGAUCGAACUGAUGGCUGAGCAUAGACUAAUCCUCAGUCAACACAACGUCUUCUGCUUUGUGCAUUGUUUGGUGGGAAAACACAACAGCUUGAAAAUGCAUUGCUCUCUAUUCCAUUUUCUUUUCCCUGGCUGCUUUGACACCUGGCUGCUCAGCCCCUUGGGUGGGACCUGCUGGCAACAGAAGCACCCACAUGAGUAAUGUGCUCUUCAGCUACAGGGUGCUGUUUCCUAAAGGCUAAAUACUCUAGUUUGUCACAAAGCAACCCCCUGUCCCUCCUGCCCUGCACCACCACUUAUUUGUGGGGAGUGUUGUAUUUAAUUUGCACAGAAUAUGACCCAAAGUUCUUGCUGUCUCAGUCAGCAGAUUCCCCUCUGUGUACUCAUCUGGGCUAAGAUCACACUUCAUCCCAUCCAUUGUUUUAAGGCCAAGAGCCUCACAAAGGUCUUGGCUAAAGCUUUCCAGUGUCUUUCCAGUGCUGAAUAAAAUGCAAGAAAUCUACAAGUUAGCUAAAGGCUUUGAAACUGUUCUGCUAAAUCAAGGAGCUUAAUCAGAGAGAGUUUGGGUGCAAGACUGAGUGUCAACUCCUUUUUUGAAGUGAGUGUCCUGUUUUAAUUUAGUCCAAGUCAGUAGAAACCACAACUGGCUGUGGAAGCACAGGUCCUGCAGACUGUGCCUAAACUAAAAGUUGCCCUAUCUAUACAUAAAGGCUGCUUGCAGAUGCUGGGGACCAAAAGCAGCAGUGCGUUAGUUGGACCUGGCUCUGCAGCAUCUCUAUAGAUUGGGCACUUCAGCUGAGCUGUUUGGCUCUUUUAGCUAAAGCUGAGUCAAUCAGCUAUUAGAAAAAAACGCCACUAAAGUGUCCAAUCUAUACAGUUGUUGGGUGAGCUGAGUCUGAGGUGCUGCCUCUUCUGGGCAUGCACAGGGCUCAGUGCGGGAAUGUGCUGAGUUUCAAGUAAAGUGCUGGUUUUGGGUUUUUUUUUCCCCAACAUCUGCAAGCAGCCACAGUUCCUACAGCUUAGUGUAAUAAGUGUGUUGAACUAAUUCACUGAUUCUCAACCAGCAUGCCCUGGACUUGCAGAGAGACUUCAAACCCAGAGACUUCAAAUAGGAAUCCAUAAUAUCAAAAACAUUUUGACCUGUUGUGGUCUUUCCGUGGUGUUGCAACAGAAGACUUGUUCUAUUGUUUUUUCUGUAGUCAAAGAAUGAGUGAAAACUAAGAGCUGGCAUUGCCUGAGGGGUGCCUCAGGUAUGAAAAAGUUGAGAACCACUGAACUAAUGCAACCUGUCUCUGUAGGAAAAUGCCAAGUUACUUUAGUGAAAAGUUUGUCUUUGCACAGUCAUCUUGAAUAGAGCCUAAAUUGUCUUCACGCUCUUAAAGUGGAUGCUUUUCUAUCGUAUGUUUGAUAGAAGCUAAAAUCAUAAGAUGAAUCAGUGGAAUUGGCAGCAGAAUAGGAGUUUCAAUCCUUUUUAUAUUUCUGCUGCAACCAGCUUUUGAGAGGUCCAGGAAACCUGGAAGUGAGCAGUGCUCUCUCAUUGGUCACAGAUGAUGUUUUCAUGCUCUUACUGCCUGUCUGUUCUUGCACCAUCGUCUUUACUUGGUCCCUUUCUAGACUGAACCCGGUACUAAUAGAACCGUACUCUGCAGGACUUCUCCAUCUGGAGAUCUCCAAGUACUUCCCACACUUCAGGUAUGUCAUUGAGUUACGCAGUGCUACAUCAUGUAGGGCUCCCACUUUUAGCUGGUGCUACUGCUGUCUGCACCCUUGACUCAACCAUGUUAAGUGACAGCACAGCAGUCAUGGUCUGAAGACUAUAACUAGUUUUCUCUUUUUAAGAGCUUGGUUUGUGUCUACUGUGUCAGUCUCAAGGGAGGCUUGUUCAGAGCUUGUCCAGUUCAAGUACUAGGUUUGACUUUGGUUCAGUAACAACUAGCUUCCCUUAAGUUUUUUCUUUGAUUGAGCUACUAACUGCAGUUCUAACUUUUACAACAAAUCUCCUUGAAUAGAGAAAUAAAAAACAGCUCCACUUCUUUGUGGGAGACAACGCCAUCAGAAAUCAGUCCUUCAGCUGCUGCUCCCCUAGAUAAAGGAUUGGCUUGCAGCCCUAACCAGGCCUAGUGCUUUGCUCCUCAGACUGUCACUUUUUAAACUACAAGAUCUGUUGAUGCGCACUGCUUUUAUAAAGAAUUGAAACUAGAUUACAGAUGUCAAGUGAAACCUAUGGGAUUGAAUAAUGGUUUAUUUUUUUCCCCAUUACUUGUUAACAGAGUUUCCUGCAGUGGGUUGUUUUGUUCAAAGAACAAAUGACCAAAGUUUUGUUGUUUGUUUAAUUACAGGGGAUUCUUGGCCAAUAUUAAUUUCACUUCUAGCAAAACAGAGACAGGAAGGGCCGCACCUGCAAGUGAACCACUGCAUCAUGAGCUCUGACAGACCUGGUAACCUUCUCUUAAGCUAAGAGGGAUGGAGUUGGCAAAGGUCACACAGCUCGAGCUACAGCCUUGGAAUGCCCUUUCUUGCAAUGAAGCAUCCCUCUUGUCUUCUCUUCUACCUACUCCUCAGCUUCCAGACCUGGCCCCCAGCUCCUCUCCAUGCAAAUCCUUUCCAGUGUCUUCCCCCAUGCUGUCUUCCUUCACAAUAGCUGUCUUGAUGCACCUUCCCUUCCGUCUGUUUCGACUGUCUUCCCCCCCAGAGUUUUAGACACCUUUCCCUGGAGUAAGUUCCACUCCUUGUAGCACAUGGGAGUCAUUAGAGGAGCAGCUGAUGGAAAGAGCUUCAGCCGAGUGACUAUGUUAGGAGAGUCUUUAUUUCUCAUGGGGUACUAGCACUAGUGCAUAGAUUAUGACAUUUCCUGUAUUGUAGGAUUAAAGUAGGGGGUCUCAGAAGAUCUUGACUUCACUUUGACCAAUAGCUGGGAUAGCAAGGGACAACCCAGUCUUGAGCAGGGGGCUGGACUAGAUAACUUCAUGAUGUCCCUUCCAGCCCUAUUGUUCUAUGAUCCAAUCUACCAUGUGCUGUUUAGUUUCUAUGGGUUUAUCUCACCUUGGUCCUGCCACCAGGUUGUUUGGGAAUGUCUGUAUAUUUCUGCUUGGGGCAACUCCAAGGGAUACGUUCGCAUCUCCUGAGCCACACAAGCCAACACGCCCUGAUUAGAUUAUUGUGGUUUUCUGCGCAUCUGAAGGGAUGGUUUCUCUGCACAGGAGGGAGAAGUAAAGGGAAGACUAGUUCCUCAAAGAGCUUUAGUGCGGAGGAACAGGAAACUUGAGCUGAGUCCUUCUAGGAACUAAGCCUUACGAUGCAUCCCUCUUGUGCUGUUAAUUACAGGCAUUAAAAAUAGGAAGUGGGAAUGAGUUGACUGCUGCUGAAGCAUGAGCUGGGUGGGGGUUAAUGUCAGGAGCUGGUGAACUAAGCCUAUCACAGGUCUUCUGUUCAGCCCCAAGUAUCAGUAUUGAUGUAUCCUUUGGAUCUUUGUCUCUUCAGUUACAGCUGCAUUAAGAUAUAGGUGAGUUAUAGAUAGACUCUGUCCCUACAGGCUGGCCUGUGUGCUGUAGGCUGACUCCCCCAGAUAUAUAUGCUAAGGGCUGGCCCGCAGAUUGUAGUCUGGGUAGCCCUGUGGACCUGGGGCUACAAGCAGUGGUGGCAGAACUUCGGGAUGCACAAGAAAUCUCUGGAGAUCUGUACCAAGCUGGGCCCAUCACUCCAGAGGGAAGCCACUAACAUAAAGGUGCUUGUGAGCAGGGAGAAGCAGGUUUCAGUUGCUAUCUGGAAGCUGGCAACCCUUGAUCUCCUCUGGUCUCCUGCCAACUAUCUUGGCAUGGGCAAACUUAUGGCUGGGUUGGCUUCUGUGACAUGUGGUACACCACCCAGAAGAGGCUGGUGGUACACUUCUGCCACAUUACCAACCUGUUGGAGAUCAUAGCCGGAACGGUCUUUCCAAAUUGCAUCAGGGCCAUCAGUGGCACCUGCAUUCCCAUCCUGUGCCCAGUGCACCAUAGCUCAGAGUACAUCAACCACAAAGGCAUCUUCUCUGGUAUGCUUCAGGGUGUCAUGGACCAUCUAAAAUGGUUCACCCAUGUUGCCCAUAGGUAAUUAGGCAAGGUCUAUGAUUCCAGGGUCUUUGGGCACUGUGGCUUGAUUCCCGUGAUGACACAGGAAGGAUUUGCCUGCAGCAUUCUCAGCAUGGAGGUGGAAGGGAUGACUGUCUCCUCAACCCUGCUGCUUGGGGAACCAGCAUACCUACACUGGACCCUUGGAUGCCAGGAGGGAACUGUUCGACUACUGCCUGAGCAGCUGCCAAAUCACUGUGGAGUGUGCCACUGAGGCACAGUGGAAGACGCUCCUGCAGCACCUGGACGCUGGCAAGUGGUUCCUGCCCCAGCCAGUUGUUUUGGUCCACAUCUUACACAACAUCUCUGAAGCCUCCUGAGCAUCACAGCUGCCAGGAUAUUCUCCAGAGGAAGACCCUGGCAGUCAACGUCCUGGGGGUGCCAGGCUGUGGGGUGGGAGGAGGGCACCGUUGCGUAAAGCCCAACUAGGUGCAAAGGACUACUCAUCUACUUGUUUUUAAAGCAAAGUAACUUUUUAUUAAACAUUUUAAACAUUCAAA